AUGGCCAAACAAAUGCGCGAUCCUAUACAAUUGAGAUAUCAUGUUCUUGGACCCUUCUUCCCAGGACGCGAUGGCACUACAAUUGCAGAGAGCAAUGUACAAUUCCAACUAGCACACCACCCUAAUUACUGGACACAACUCCGAAAACAAUCACUAAAAGAGACAAUACGCACCACUGGUCCCGUUGCGCGAGUUUGGCGUGUCUCGUUGAAAGAUACUGUCCUGCCUCUUGGUGGUGGUCCUGAUCAGAAAAUGAUACAUAACAAAGACGUUUGGGGCGAUGAUGUCGAGGAAUUCAAGCCGGAGCGGUGGAUUGGUCGCAAGCCCAUGUGGGAGUUUGUGUGUUUCUGGGGUGGCCCUCGACUGUGUGCCGCCCAGCAGCAAGUCUACACCUAUGUCAUUUAUGCCAUGGUCAGGCUGACCCAAAGAUUCGAGAGCAUCGAGAACUGUGACCCGGUCUACGAGUACGUCGAGGGUCUCAUGCCCUCCAUUGAAAGUGUGAAUGGUGUCAAAGUAGCCUUCAAAAACUCUUGA
This is a messenger RNA of Mollisia scopiformis, 534 nucleotides long. RefSeq names its product cytochrome P450. The transcript has 3 exons. Gene Ontology annotation, molecular function: oxidoreductase activity, acting on paired donors, with incorporation or reduction of molecular oxygen; heme binding; iron ion binding. The record is from RefSeq and is a predicted model, not a curated record. Lineage: Eukaryota; Fungi; Ascomycota; Leotiomycetes; Helotiales; Mollisiaceae. Bases 1 to 534 code for a protein of 177 amino acids.